Nyctereutes procyonoides (raccoon dog) is the source of this 4065-nucleotide messenger RNA. It is a transcript of the gene CLSTN2, whose product is annotated as calsyntenin 2. The record is from RefSeq and is a predicted model, not a curated record. Gene Ontology annotation, biological process: positive regulation of synaptic transmission; homophilic cell-cell adhesion; positive regulation of synapse assembly. NCBI's taxonomy places the organism in Eukaryota, Metazoa, Chordata, Mammalia, Carnivora, Canidae. Gene Ontology annotation, molecular function: X11-like protein binding; amyloid-beta binding; kinesin binding. Gene Ontology annotation, cellular component: postsynaptic membrane; cell surface.
AUGCUGCCCGGGAGGCUGUGCUGGGUGCCGCUCCUGCUGGCGCUGGGCGUGGGGAGCGGCAGCGGCGGCGGCGCGGCGGGGGGCAGCCGGCGGCGCCGCCUCCUCGCGGCUAAAGUCAACAAGCAUAAACCAUGGAUCGAGACUUCAUAUCACGGAGUCAUAACUGAGAACAAUGACACAGUCAUCUUGGAUCCACCACUUGUAGCCCUGGAUAAAGAUGCACCAGUUCCUUUUGCAGGGGAAAUUUGUGCAUUCAAGAUCCACGGCCAGGAGCUGCCCUUUGAGGCUGUGGUGCUCAACAAGACGUCAGGAGAGGGCCGGCUGCGAGCCAAGAGCCCCAUCGACUGUGAGCUGCAGAAGGAGUACACGUUCAUCAUCCAGGCCUAUGACUGUGGCGCAGGGCCCCGGGAGACAGCCUGGAAGAAGUCGCACAAGGCCGUGGUCCACAUCCAGGUCAAAGACGUCAAUGAGUUUGCUCCCACCUUCAAAGAGCCAGCCUACAAGGCAGUUGUGACAGAGGGGAAGAUCUAUGACAGCAUCCUGCAGGUGGAGGCCAUCGACGAGGACUGCUCCCCCCAGUACAGCCAGAUUUGCAACUAUGAAAUCGUCACAACUGACGUGCCUUUUGCCAUUGACAGAAAUGGCAACAUUAGAAAUACUGAGAAGCUGAGCUAUGACAAGCAACGCCAGUACGAGAUCCUGGUGACCGCCUAUGACUGUGGACAGAAGCCAGCCGCUCAGGACACGCUGGUGCAGGUGGAUGUGAAGCCAGUUUGCAAGCCUGGCUGGCAAGACUGGACCAAGAGGAUUGAGUAUCAGCCUGGCUCCGGGAGCGUCCCGCUUUUCCCCAGCAUCCACCUGGAGACGUGCGACGGGGCCGUGUCCUCCAUCCAGAUCACCACGGAGCUGCAGACCAAUUACAUCGGGAAGGGCUGCGACCGGGAGACCUACUCUGAGAGAUCCCUUCAGAAAUUAUGUGGAGCCUCCUCUGGCAUCAUUGACCUCUUGCCGUCCCCUAGCGCUGCCACCAAUUGGACAGCAGGACUGCUCGUGGACAGCAGCGAGAUGAUCUUCAAGUUUGAUGGCAGACAAGGUGCCAAGAUCCCUGAUGGGAUUGUGCCCAAGAACCUGACAGACCAGUUCACCAUCACCAUGUGGAUGAAACAUGGCCCCAGCCCUGGUGUGAGAGCCGAGAAGGAAACUAUCCUCUGCAACUCAGACAAGACUGAAAUGAAUCGGCAUCACUACGCCCUGUACGUGCACAACUGCCGCCUCGUCUUCCUCUUGCGCAAGGACUUCGACCAGGCGGACACCUUCCGCCCCGCAGAGUUCCACUGGAAGCUGGACCAGAUAUGUGACAAAGAGUGGCAUUACUACGUCAUCAAUGUGGAGUUUCCUGUAGUUACCUUAUACAUGGAUGGAGCAACAUAUGAACCCUAUCUGGUGACCAACGAUUGGCCCAUUCAUCCAUCUCACAUAGCCAUGCAACUUACAGUCGGCGCUUGUUGGCAAGGAGGAGAAGUCACCAAACCACGGUUUGCUCAGUUCUUCCACGGCAGCCUGGCCAGUCUCACCAUCCGCCCCGGCAAAAUGGAGAGUCAGAAGGUGAUCUCCUGCCUGCAGGCCUGCAAGGAGGGACUGGAUAUCAAUUCCCUGGAAAGCCUCGGCCAAGGCAUAAAGUACCACUUCAACCCCUCGCAGUCCAUCCUGGUGAUGGAAGGUGACGACAUUGGGAACAUCAAUCGCGCCCUCCAGAAGGUGUCCUACAUCAACUCCAGGCAGUUCCCGACAGCGGGCGUGCGGCGCCUGAGAGUCUCUUCCAAAGUCCAGUGCUUUGGAGAGGAUGUGUGCAUCACUGUCCCCGACGUGGAUGCCUAUGUGAUGGUGCUGCAGGCCAUCGAGCCCCAGAUCAGCCUUCGUGGCACAGACCGCCUCUGGAGACCUGCUGCCCAGUUUGAAAGUGCCCGAGGGGUGACCCUCUUCCCCGACCUCAAGAUUGUGAGCACCUUCGCCAAAGCCGAGGCCCUAGGUGACCUGAAGACCACAGCACCCAAAUCAGCAGUCUUAGAAGAAAUGCUUCACAACUUAGAUUUCUGUGACAUUCUGGUGCUUGGAGGGGACCUGGACCCAAGACAGGAGUGCUUGGAGCUCAACCACAGUGAGCUCCAUCAGCGACACCUGGAUGCCACCAACUCCACAGCAGGCUACUCCAUCUAUGGUGUGGGCUCCAUGAGCCGCUAUGAACAGGUACUGCAUCACAUCCGCUACCGCAACUGGCAUCCAGAUUCCCUUGAGUCUCGGCGGUUCAGAAUCAAGUGCUCAGAACUCAACGGGCGUUAUACCAGCAAUGAGUUCAACCUGGAGGUCAGCAUCCUCCAUGAGGCCAGAGUCUCAGACAAGGAGCACGUCAACCACCUUAUUGUGCAGCCUCCAUUCCUGCAGUCUGUCCACCACCCUGAGUCCCAGAGUAGCAUCCAGCACAGUUCAGUGGUCCCAAGCAUCGCCACAGUGGUCAUCAUCAUCUCCGUAUGCAUGCUGGUGUUUGUCGUGGCCAUGGGCGUGUACCGGGUCCGGAUUGCCCACCAGCACUUCACCCAAGAGACGGAGGCUGCCAAGGAGGCGGAGAUGGAUUGGGACGACUCUGCGCUCACUAUUACAGUCAACCCCAUGGAGAAACAUGAAGAACCAGGGCGUGGGGAAGAGGAGACUGAGGAGGAGGAGGAAGAAGUGGAGGAAGACAUGAGCUCCAGCAGCAGUGACUCAGAGGACAGCGAAGAGGAAGAGGAGGAGGAAGGGAUGGGCAAGGGCAGACAUGGGCAGAGUGGAGCCAGGCAAGCCCAGCUGGAGUGGGACGACUCUGCCCUGCCCUACUAGUGCCCAGCUGUCUGUGCCCACCCAGUGUCCCUUUUGUAAGCCCCACCUGAUAUACGCCUGAGUCUAUCACCUGUCGCCUCUGAUUUCUAUGACAAGUCUGGGCAGGCCGUCCCCAGCGUCCUGGAAGUCACCCUUUAUUCCUUGGGCACUCCCUAAGGAGGGUCCAAGAAGCCCAGGGUCAUCAUUAGUGGAGACUUCAGGGUGGACUUUGCCCUGUAGCCCCUACUUCUGCCCUGGACUCACCUAGCAUCCUGUCAGCCAAUCUGCAGAGUUCUGCCUUUGUUCUUCUCUGCAAGGAAGAAAGUCAGCCUUUAUGUCACUCACCUCCCCCGGGCUCCCUGUGCCCAGGGCCCUUGGGUUCCAUCUCACUGUGCGUGCACCUGACCCCGUCUCCUCUUCCACACAGACCAGCAGGUUCUUCUCACCUGACUUUUCAGGUGGCUUCACGUGGGCAAGGUGGUCAGACUUCACACGUAAGAGGUCUUCAGUCCUUAAUACUCUAAAAGAAAGUCUUUGUUGAGGCAGAUUUAACAUAUAGGGAAAGGUUCACAUGCACGCACACCCACAUGCGCACACACGCUCUCCCCAGUUUGGAGAGCCUUUCCCUUUGUCCUUUCUGAGGUCACAUAAGCUUAGAUGAAAAGUCCAAAACCAAGACUAGGUCUCUGGCCACAGCAGGGCCUGGGCCCCAGCCAAAGCUCUCUGUCAACCAGGCUGCCACCACAUGACAUCACAGGAACCAGCAAGCACUCCGCAGAGGUACUGCCUCAAGCAACAGUGUGACAAGCCUGCAGCCAGGAACCAGAAGGAAGGGCUGAUAGGAUGAGCAGCUGGGCACUAUGGUGGGCACAGAUCUGGGAGAUGGGGGUGGCUGGGGUCUUCCCAGCCAGAGGGAAGCCAGAGGUGGACAAGGCUCUCAGCAUCUAGUCUGAGGGUCCCUCAUCACCUGUUUCACACUGUUUUGCCUUCUGAGCAAAUUCAUCCCUCUCCGAUGUAUUAGGACCAGCAUGAACUGCACCAAAUCUAAAAUGAAAGUUUAGAGAUUUGAAUGUUAGGAAUUAGGAGCAUAUCUGUGAUAGUAACAGCUGCUGCUGUAUUCUUCUAAAAGGAGCAGUGCUUUGGGUGGAGGGCAAAUAUAUCUGAAAACCUAAUUUUUUUCUUCUUGUUUCAAUAAAAUCUUUUCCACCUCCA